This is a messenger RNA of Fundulus heteroclitus (mummichog), 2108 nucleotides long. RefSeq names its product nuclear factor 7, brain-like. Bases 126 to 1508 code for a protein of 460 amino acids. The transcript has a single exon. The record is from RefSeq and is a predicted model, not a curated record. Gene Ontology annotation, molecular function: zinc ion binding; protein binding. Lineage: Eukaryota; Metazoa; Chordata; Actinopteri; Cyprinodontiformes; Fundulidae.
CAUCUGGAGAGGUCAGCUGGAGGAGACAAAGCUCCUCAGUCUCACUUUGAGGGACUAUGGCAGAGGAGGGAGGAGAACCAUGACUGACUGGACCUUCUGUGUUUGCAGCUUCACUCAGAGACUAAAUGGCUUCCAGAUCAGAGGAGGAUCUCUGCUGUCCGGUCUGUCAGGACGUCUUUAGGGAUCCGGUUCUUCUGUCAUGUAGCCACAGCUUCUGUAAGGAGUGUCUGAAGAACUGGUGGAGAGAGAAACCAGCACGAGAGUGUCCAGUUUGUAAGAGAAGAUCUUCUAAGGAUGAACCACCCUGUAACCUGGCUCUGAAGAACCUGUGUGAGACCUUCCUACAGCAGAGAGACCAGAGAGCUUCAGAGGAUCUCUGCAGUCUGCACUCUGAGAAACUCAAACUCUUCUGUCUGGACCAUCAGCAGCCAGUGUGUCACGUCUGCAGAGAUUCAGAGAAACACACCAAGCACAGAUUCAGACCCAUGGAUGAAGCUGCUGAGGAUAACAAGAAGAACCUUCAGGAAACUCUGGAACCUUUAAAGAAGAACCUGGAGCUCAGGAAGAAAGUUCUAGAGGAGUUUGAUCAGACAGCAGAACACAUGAAGGUCCAGGCCCGACACACAGAGAGGCUGAUUAAGGAGCAGUUUAAGAAGCUUCAUCAGUUUCUAGCAGAGGAAGAGGAGGCCAGGCUGGCUGCACUGAGGGAGGAAGAGGAGCAGAAGAGUGGGAUGAUGAAGGAGAAGAUGGAGGCUCUGAGCAGAGAGAUAGCAGCUCUUUCAGACACAGUCAGAGCCACAGAGGAGGAGCUGAGAGCUGAAGACGUCUCAUUCCUGCACAACUACAAGGCUGCAGUGGAAAGAGUCCAGCGCUGCCCCCUGCUGGAGGAUCCACAGCUGCCCUCAGGAGCUCUGAUAGACCAGGCCAAACAUCUGGGCAACCUGGCCUUCAACAUCUGGAGCAACAUGGAGAACAUGGUCUCCUACACUCCUCUCAUCCUGGACCCAAACACUGCUCAUCCAGAACUCCUCCUGUCUGAAGAUCUGACCAGUGUGAGAGCAGGAGUGAGACAGCGGCUUCCUGAUAAUCCAGAGAGGAUGGACAUAUGGUGGUCCGUCCUGGGUUCUCAGGGCUUUACGUCAGGGAACCACCGCUGGAGUGUCGACGUUAGAGACAGUGAAGUUUGGACGCUUGGUUUGUUAGCAGAGUCUGUCCAGAGGAGGAGAAACAUAAAGUCUGGGUUAUGGGGUCUGAUGCUGACAGAAGAUCAAUUAUCAGCAUGUCUACCAGGUUCAUCCACAGACCUCUCAGUCCAGAAGAAGCUCCAGAGGAUCAGAGUGAAUCUGGACUGGGACAGAGGAAAGCUGUCCUUCUCUGAUCUGGACACUAACUCACACAUACACACCUUCACACACACCUUCACUGACAAGAUGUUUCCAUACUUCUACACUCUGGAUAAAGUAAAAAUCCUACCGCUGAAGAUCUCAGUGAGAAAAAAGCAGCUCUGAUUGGUUGUUGCUGAAAAGAAGCAUCCUAAUCUGUUCCUACGGCUUAUCUGCAGGUUAUUAGAUCCGUGUCUGAUCGAGAUAAAAACCCGUUCUGGUUUUAACGGUCAACAUUAAUACACUUCCUGACAGAAAGUAGCAUUUUAAAAUGAUGAUCAGGCUGUCAGAAGUUACCGCUUUAUUAAAAACUGUUUCUGACUCUCCAUAGAACAGAGCAUCUAUGAAAUGUUGCUGCAGACAAGCAAAGGAGCAGGAAUAGUAACACAGAGCUACUCCGUUUAAAUGUAGAUUUAUUUACAGCUUUAAUCUUUAACGAGUGGAAAUUUGGUCCAAAGUUUCACUGCAGCAACUGAAACGCAACUUCCUGCAAACCUUCACAAUAAGAGCCUUAGGCUAAUCAGAAGAGUGUAAAUGCUUAAGCUGCAGCUUAUAAUCAUUUCAUAGAAGGCAGUUAUUUCUGUAAGUUUGUAAAACUGAUUUAUAAAAACGGUGUAACAAGAAUUUGUGCAUAUUUUCAAACCAUUUCAAUAAAAUCCUGAUUAUGUUCAUAAGAGAUGGUGUGCUUCUGAUAAGCUCUAUAGAAAAUGUUCUUCUCCUUAAAUC